Messenger RNA from Gamsiella multidivaricata, 1011 nucleotides. Its product is annotated as periplasmic binding protein-like I. Gene Ontology annotation, cellular component: membrane. NCBI's taxonomy places the organism in Eukaryota, Fungi, Mortierellomycota, Mortierellomycetes, Mortierellales, Mortierellaceae. Bases 1 to 1011 code for a protein of 336 amino acids. The record is from RefSeq and is a predicted model, not a curated record. The transcript is spliced from 5 exons. Gene Ontology annotation, biological process: G protein-coupled glutamate receptor signaling pathway; regulation of synaptic transmission, glutamatergic. Gene Ontology annotation, molecular function: adenylate cyclase inhibiting G protein-coupled glutamate receptor activity.
AUGCGGAUAUUUCCUUAUACCCCAAAGACUGGCGCCAACAAUUCGUUAUAUCUCACUCCAAAUGUCACAUCUCGAGAAGGCCUGGUUGAGAUCAGAGUCGGUGUAUUGCUACCUUACUCUUUACCAAACAACCUCACUCAACAGCUAGCUUACAGUGGGACUUCAGCCAUAAGGAUGGCGGUGAGCGAGAUCAACGAGAAGCGCCUGAUCCCGGGAGCAUAUGUCACCUUAGUUUUGAAGGACUCUUUCAAUGGACGGGACCCUGAAAACUCGGGAGCAGCACAGGCCAUUUUCUCAACAGUGUCGCUGCUGCAGUCAGAUGGCGGGGUAUCAGGCGUCAUUGGCGACGUUAGCAGCGCACUCACAGUACAGUCUGCGCUGUUGACCAGUCGUCUUGCUAUCCCGCAGUGCUCUUAUUCGGCUGGAUCGACACAAUUAUCAAGCAAGGACGACUACGGAUAUUUUUUCAGGACAAUCCCAACAGAGUUGAUGUUUGGACGCGUCAUGAUCGAUUUCGUGGCUAAUCGAGGAUGGAGCACCGUCGCGGUGUUUUACACUGGAGACGCACUGGGAUCAGAAAUGAUGGAUAGCAUUGCACAACAAGCGAGGAAAAAGAACAUCUCGGUUGGUUUCAGACGCGCCUUUUGGGAGAUGGGGACGUCCUCGGAUGUGGGGCCGAGUCUGGAUGCUUUAAAGGACUCAGGACAACGGGUUGUCUUGGUUGCGGCGGUUGGGAUCCCCCAGGUUCGGUUGAUAAUGGAGGCAGUUCGUAAAGGGCUGUUCUCAAAGGACUAUGUCUGGCUGACCAUUAACCAGGUGACAGAGCCUCUCUUGGACAUGGAGGGCUCAACCUUGAAACCGAUGGAUCUGAACGGUUUGUUCAUGUUUGACAACAUGCUCCGUUUACGCGGGUAUCCUCCGUACGAAGAGUUCCUGGAUAGAUGGGCAACAUUGGAUCCUGCUGAAUAUCCCUAUGCUGGCGAAAGAGACAUCUCGAGCAACGAAGCGUAA